AUGGAGGGCUACUUUGCAUACGGGACGCUGGCCGAUAAUCCGAAGUACAGCUGUGUCAACGCGACGCUGAGCGAGGCGGAAAUGGCGGCCCGUAAUGAGAAGAGCCCCAUUUUGGGUGCACUUUACAUCGCCUAUGGGCUGCUCGUACAGACCUGCUACGCCCUGACCCUCUCCGUCAUCGCCACCCGAGAAUUCCGACAGAUCUCAUGCUACAAAUUCAUGCUAUCACUUGGUAUCAACCCAUUUUUGCCAGGCUAUUUGUACAUGAUUGGAACCGAGUACUGUAUGCUACCCCGGUUUUUGUACGUAACUGGGAGCAUUUGUAAUGGAAUCUUCAACACCUGCUGUGCCCUGUGCUUCUUCUUGGUCAUCAACAGAUGUGUCGAUUUUUGGAAACCAUACAUUGCGGAUUUUCUGUUUCGGGGUUGGAAGACUUGGAUUUACGUCGCGAUUUCUGGGAUCUACGGUAUUUUCUAUGCCAUAAUUCCGCCACCAAUAAUCUUCAACUCAAACUAUGGGAGUUGGAUCUACCAUCCGUUUAUCCCAGGAAAAGAACACUUGGUGUACGUCUCGGUCUACCAAACGGUGUCGAACUUUAUUGUAGCGAGCACCAUAUUCAUCUGCUACGUAAUAAUUUGCAUACUACAUGCUAUGAAAACAAAGGGAUAUCAUAACCAGUUUCAAGCCAGAGCGAAGAGAAAGAUUCUGUUUCAAGCCAUUACUGUCUGUUUCUUCACAAUGCUGACUACCGGCAUCUGGGCUUCUAUGAUCUUUAUCCCGCCUACCAUGACGUUAAUGCACAUAGGACAUUGUAGCUGGCAGAUGAUGCAUGGCACUCCAGCCCUUGUCUACCUCUUCAUGAACAAGAGCAUCCAGCGAAGGGUCAUCAAGAAGUUCAAGCGGAUGUGCGGCUACCGUCCGAUUUUUAUUACUGAGAUUGGCUCGGUUGAUAAUGUCUCCCACCACACCCAAAACGCCAAUGGAACAUCUGCAGCGGCGAAUCAACUGUAU
Mesorhabditis spiculigera is the source of this 1011-nucleotide messenger RNA. NCBI's taxonomy places the organism in Eukaryota, Metazoa, Nematoda, Chromadorea, Rhabditida, Rhabditidae. The record is from the annotation of a GenBank genome assembly.